AUGGGAUUAUGUAAACCAGCAAAUUAUGAGGAAUUAGAAAAUUCAGAAAAUAAUGCGUAUGGCGUUUUACCUUAUGUAGCACCUGAGGUUUUAAGAGGAGAACAUUAUACACAAGCAUCCGAUAUUUAUAGUUUUGGCAUAAUUAUGUAUGAGGCAAUUUCGGAAAUGCCUCCAUAUUAUGAUAUUAAUCAUGAUGAAGUUUUAGCAGUAGAGAUCUGUAAAGGGUUAAGACCCAAUUUUAAUAUUAAAGUACCACAAUUAAUCAUUGAAUUAAUAAAGAAAUGCUUAGAUGCAAAACCAUCAAAUCGACCAAAUGCAAAGGAUCUUUCAAGAAUUUUUAAAGAAUUAAUGAUAGAUUUUAAUAGACGUAAACCAGAAUUAAUUAAACAAAUUGAAGAAAUAAGCAAUAGUUUAUCAGAUUUACCUUCAAUAAAUAAAAUGAAUACGAUGCAUUCUGGAGCUAUAUAUACAAGUAGAUUACUUAGUUUUAAAAAUCUUCCCGAACCGAAAAAUUCUGAUGAUUAUUAUGAAUAUUUUGAUAAUAUAACAAGUAUGAAAUAUUCAGGUAUUUAUAAAAAAUCUUACCUUAUUACUCAUUCAAUCUACUUAUAUAAACUAAUAUUUAAUAAAUAUUUUUAUGUAAUGACAGAAUGUUUGGAUUGUGAAGUUAAAGAUUGA
Rhizophagus irregularis DAOM 181602=DAOM 197198 is the source of this 678-nucleotide messenger RNA. The record is from RefSeq and is a predicted model, not a curated record. NCBI's taxonomy places the organism in Eukaryota, Fungi, Glomeromycota, Glomeromycetes, Glomerales, Glomeraceae.